Messenger RNA from Dentiscutata erythropus, 164 nucleotides. The record is from the annotation of a GenBank genome assembly. NCBI's taxonomy places the organism in Eukaryota, Fungi, Glomeromycota, Glomeromycetes, Diversisporales, Gigasporaceae.
AUUUACUUGUAACAAGAGUCAAUAUUACUUUGGAACAAUUAAUGAUUAUGUCACACUAUAGAAGUGAAACUCGAAAAGCUUUGAUACCAAAGUAUACAAGAAUUGUAAAGAUGGCUAAUAAUACAAUAGUAGAAGAGAAUACACCCAUGACUUGUCAAGCUCAA